AUGACACAUGUAACUUACAAUAUUUCCAACAUACUUUCUGCCUACACAAAACAUUGCAAUAUUAAUGAUGAAUCAUAUGCAUGGCUACAGUCACGAAUCAAUGAUUUAACUUCUGAUUAUAAAGACAGACUGGCCGUCCAAAUUCCACCUACUCGUUCAAAACGAGACCUACUCAGCAAUAUAGCCGGCUUGUUUGGAUCAAUUAAUUCAGCGGCCAACACCUAUAAAAUAACCAAACAGUCCCAAUUCUCCACAUGGUUGACAGAUCAGAUGGCCACUGGUUUUCAACACAUCACAAAUAGCAAUGAUAACAUUAUCAAAGCGGUUCGUUCCGAGGCUCAGGCACUUCUGACAGUCAGCCAUACGCUGUUCAAUCAGACCCGUACCAUCGAACGCGACUUAGCCUGCAGAUCAUAUGCACAAGAUUUGUUCACUGCCACAAGACAGGAAAUUUUAGAUCUUCGUCUUCACAAGACACCGAGACAUGUGUUGAAUGAUUUAAUUGAAGUUUUAGAUUUACAUAGAUGGUUCUCUUCAGAAAAAAUGAAAAAUGUCAAAUAUUCAGAACUUUUAUCUACUAUUAUGAUGUACACUGGAAAUGAAUGUAUUGGUUGUAUUGGAUUUUUUGCUACUUUUCCUUUAAUCCACCCAGAUCAAGUUUAUCCAAAUUCCACCACUAUUCGUUCCAUUGGCAUGGUAGUCAAAGAUCAGGUAAUUAAAUGGGAUCACCUCACUGGAUACAUGACUUUGAAGGGUACUGAGACCUUAUUUACCAGUCGCACCUGUUGUCAUGAAACUCACAAUUAUGUUGUAUGUACAUGUAACACACUACAGCCUUUUUCCUCCAAUGAUAGCAAACUCAUAAAUGUUGAAUCGUUGCAUGGCCAUUCAAAUGCUAUUCAGGUGUCUCAUACGCAGUGGUGCGUCAUCAGUGAGAUGAACUCGUUCACGUAUGGAGGACUGACCUGUCCUGCUAAUCACUCCUUCUGCUUGGAGGUGACAGAGGACUUUACUAUGGGGCAGAUCGACAUCCUCGGAAGGAUGCCAACGGACGUAGAUGUUUCUCCAUGGUGGGACGACACUUUUUAUGAACACGGAACACAAGCCCUGGUCGACACGAUGGAGCUGGUACAGAACGUUAUCCUCCAAACAGAGUACCAUCUAUCUCAGGCGCAAGUGGAGACGAACUUGGCGCGAAAGACUGCACAGAUUCUGUCUAGCUCAUCUACCAGAUCGGCACAGACUGCAUACACCUGGUGGGACUGGGUACUUCGAGGUUGUGCGGUUGGAAGCGCACUCAUCUUCACCUUCACAGUAUUCCAAUGUUGCUACUUCCGACAUCUCAUCAGAUCGGUAAAAACAUCUACCAACACUAUCUUGACUCUCAGCUCAUUGAAGUUGCCCACCUUACAAAGACUGAAGUGA
Molecule: messenger RNA, 1425 nt
Organism: Pimephales promelas (fathead minnow)
Lineage: Eukaryota; Metazoa; Chordata; Actinopteri; Cypriniformes; Leuciscidae
Source: RefSeq, a predicted model, not a curated record